Aegilops tauschii subsp. strangulata is the source of this 1946-nucleotide messenger RNA. Its product is annotated as F-box/LRR-repeat protein At3g03360-like. Lineage: Eukaryota; Viridiplantae; Streptophyta; Magnoliopsida; Poales; Poaceae. The record is from RefSeq and is a predicted model, not a curated record. Gene Ontology annotation, molecular function: protein binding.
UCCUAGACGAGAGUUAAUUCGUGUGUGAUAUCCUUUUGCCAUGUGUUUACAUCUGUACACUGUUCUCAUUCCAACCUAUAUAAGUAUAAUGUACAUUCAUGAAUGAAAGGUUCAAGUUGUGGCGGAGAAAAUACUUCUGUUCAUGUGUUCUUUUCAACAAAUGUGUUUUUCUAUCUUUUGCAGAUAUUUUGGUUGCAGCAGCCAUGGAUGAUGCAAUGACUUCCUUACCCAAGAAGCAGAGGCUGGACAAGCUGGAAUCACAAGAGCCUCCGGCAAGCAGUGACGGUAGGGACCAGAACCUCGACCUCAUCAGCCGCCUCCCCGACGACAUCCUCGGCAGCAUCAUCUCCCUCCUCCCCACUAAAGAGGCCACACGGAUCCCCAUUCUCUCCACCCGGUGGCGCCACCUCUGGCGCUCGGCCCCACUAAACCUUGCCGUCAACUACGACCUUCUAUUCAAAACAUCCAGGCAAGGGCGCGACCACAUGGCCAUCAUCUCCAACAUCCUCAUCUCGCAUCCUGGACCAGCCCGUCGCCUUUCCCUCCGCAGCAUCUGCCUCCGCAAUGACUCCUAUGCCAGGUUUGACAUCUGGUUCCGGUCCCCUGCCCUCAAUGGCCUUGAGGAGCUCGACUUCUAUGGGAGAAACACGCAAUGCCUAGUGCCUCCUUCUGUGCUCCGCUUCGCGCCUACUUUGCGGCUUGCCAUCAUCGACGGUUGCAAUUUAUCUAAGAUUGAUGUCGCCCCCGCGCUUCUUCUCCCUCGGCUAAAGCAACUCAAGCUCUAUGACAUCAUCAUCUCGGAGUCGGUCUUCCACCGCCUGCUUUCUGGAGGCACUAUGCUCGAGAACCUUGAUCUACAGAGCAUCCAUGGGCUUACUGUCAUCCGUAUCAUCUCGUCGACUCUCCGGAGUAUUUGUGUCUAUGUUCGUCACCAAGCAGAUAUGGUGGAGCUUAUCAUUGAGGAUGCACCAUGCCUUGAAAGAUUGAUCCAACCUGGUCAAGAGGGUCCAAGAACAAUUAGGGUCAUCGCCGCACCGAAAUUGGCGGUGUUGGGCUACCUGACUCCCAGAAUCUCCAAACUUGAGCAUGGAACAAUAAUUCCUGAGGUAGGACAAGUCUCCUGAAACUCGCAUUCCGGCGUUCUUAUUUGCAUUAUAGCCUGCUACAUCUUCUUCGUUUUCUCCAGGAAAUGAUCCCCAUCUGCUUGACUACUUCGAUGCGCACAGUGAGGAUCUUGGUUCUAGAUUAUAUUGGCCCCAAUCUGGACGCAAUUGUUGGAUUUCUUAGAUGCUUUCCCUGCACAGAGAAGUUGUACAUCCAGGUGAAAUCUUUGUUGCUACAGGCUAAUCACUCCAAAAGAACUUAUUGUCAAAACUAAUUGUAUGGAUUUUUAAUUUUGAUCAACCAUAUCUCUCUGGAUGUCUAGUUUGGAGCAUAUGGAAAUAAUAAUAAAUUCGUAAUUAACUUCCGCAAUAAAGUUUUUUGGGUAAUUUUCCAUAAUUGAUUAGGGGAAAUUUUAUGCAAAUUUUAUGAUGAUAAAUCUAUUGAUCAAAACAUGUGUGAAUUGAAGUUAAAAGUAAUGAGUUAGGGGACUAUAUUGUUCAAUAAUCCUCACUUCACACAUCAUGCAACUAAUCCAAAUAUGAUUGGAUAUUUGGAAGGAAGCUAUGAGGAAAUUGCUCUUCUAUUGCCUGCAAAAAUAUUACUCUAUUUAUUGCGACCUAAGUGGCGUUUAUCCUUUACUUGUUAUUUUGUAGUCACAUCUUAGGGAGUAUAUGAAAAAUGUGCGGCAAUAUGACACCCUUGAUCCUAUCGAAUGCCUUGAACUCCAUCUCAGAGCAAUAGUCUUGGAAACCUAUGAAGGCAAGAGACCAGAUGUUAACUUUGCCAAGUUCUUUGUCCUGAAUGCAAAGGUACUCGAGGUAAUGAAAUUUGGUGUCCACGGU